AUGGGCUUGUGGGGUUAUACAAUUCUCCGCACUGUAUAUACCAAAGAAUCCGAUGCACUAUUCCCAAUCGCCAUUGGGAAGCUCCCUUCAAAAAUGGCGACUGACCAAAAGUCCAACGGCUCAGUCAAUGAAGAGCUAGGGCGCCGGUUCCGCGUGGAAGUGGUUGAAGACAAGGACAAGCUGAACCUGCCAAACCUUGACGAUGCUACCUUUGAGGACAUCAAGGCUUUUCGCAGGUACUUCGAUCAAUGGGUUGUUGCCUUGGGAGAGGAUCCAAGUACUGCUGAGUACUCUACAAGCCCCCGUCUCUGCGACUUUCUCUUGGUCGACUCUGCGUCACUCCGUUCUCUUGCUGCCCUGCCUGAUAGAACGCCCCCUCUCUGCCUUGCAGUUGAUUUCGCAGAGAAACAAGGCUGGCAAAAAGAUGGCUCUGCCCAUGUGUGGCUAGUGGAUUGUCGAGCUGUCGGACGUUAUGAUGAAGGCAACCGUAGUCCCGAAAGACGCGGGUGGAUGAAGCUGGAUACUUGCAAUAUUCAGGAUUGUUGGCUCAUCAGAGCAUCAAGGCUGGAUAGGGAAGACUGGAUGCUAGGGUGUGCUGAGCGGCCUGAGGGAUCUGGCAACUAUUGGUAUGACGAUUUCUUCUAA
Molecule: messenger RNA, 645 nt
Organism: Phialemonium atrogriseum
Lineage: Eukaryota; Fungi; Ascomycota; Sordariomycetes; Cephalothecales; Cephalothecaceae
Exons: 4
Coding region: 1-645 (214 amino acids)
Source: RefSeq, a predicted model, not a curated record